Molecule: messenger RNA, 13220 nt
Organism: Monomorium pharaonis (pharaoh ant)
Lineage: Eukaryota; Metazoa; Arthropoda; Insecta; Hymenoptera; Formicidae
Gene: sns
Product: nephrin
Exons: 17
Coding region: 872-5101 (1409 amino acids)
Biological process (GO): cell-cell adhesion
Cellular component (GO): cell-cell junction
Molecular function (GO): cell adhesion molecule binding
Source: RefSeq, a predicted model, not a curated record
AAAGAAGCCGUGGAUUACGGAGCGAGUGACGGAAUCGGAAGUGGACGUCGUGCCGCCGUCGUGCGAUAAAUGCUGGAUAACCGCAUUGGUUAUUAGAGCCACCAAGCAGUUAUCGAUUCCGAAGUUACGGGUUCCUAACUGGACCCGUUUUUACGCUUAUACCUCUUGCCAUUAAUUGACGACUUGCCUCGUUUCUUUUCUUUUUGUUUUUAAGAAACGAUGGACAAGUAUCUGAGAACUCUCGAGAUAUAAGUUUUUCAUAAUUAUAUCUGUUUGUACUGCUUAAUGCGCGCCAAGUUGAAGUUUCAACGAUGCGAUGUCAAUAUUAUAAAUAUGUAUACAUAUUAUAUAUUUCCGUUUGCCAUUACGUGAGUAAUAUUUUAAUAUCUAAUGUCGAAAGCACGACGUGAACCGUCAUUCUCCGUUUCUGUUCGCAAUUAUGCAUAAGUGCAGAAAAAUAGUUACAGAAUAACUUGUUCUUCUUUUUUUUUAUUAUUCCUCGAGUUCCUCACAUUUACUUAUCAAAAUUUUACGUGUAAGAUAUGAAAUUAUUUGCAGUAAAUGUAUUUCUGCAGAUAUAUAAGAAAAGUAUUACUUUUAAGCAUUUGUCUAAAUUGUCUAAAAGAUCAGGCAUUUAUCGACGUAUUUACCAUAAAAUCAGUCAUCAACUCCCAGUAUUUCUUCAUGCGGAUAGAUAAAAGCUCACGCGGACGAUUUCUACAGGGAGAAAAUGCGCCGUAAACGUAAUUUUAUAGUCUACAGCGCAUCACCCUACUUCGCUUUACUCUAUCAAGCAAGUAAAACGCCCGCGAAGCGGUGACUCACGGAAACACGUGAGCUUAUCGUCCCUCCGAAGAAGCACUGCUGCCGAAUGGAAGUCAUUUUUCAUUUUCUUUCUGUUACAGGCGAAGGACAAUAUUUUCGGGUCAGGCCGAGCAACAGCUCCGUGCUGGAGGGCGGCGAGGUGAUAAUUUCCUGCGAGGUGGGGAAUCGAGUCGGUACCGUCCAAUGGGUCAAAGACGGCUUUGCUUACGUCAUACAACAAAACGGCGACAUCGUGGGCCAUCCCAGGCUGAAAUUGAUCGGCGAUCAGAACGCCGGUAUUUUCAACCUGAGAAUCACCGACGCGUCACUGACCGAUGACGGCGAGUACGAGUGUCAAGUCGGGCGUUACCUCAAGAUCAAGCCAAUCCGCGCCAGCGCACACCUGACCGUCACCUCUCCUCCACAGAAGGUGGCGAUCAGCAAUUACCCGAAGAAACACGUAAUCGAGGUGAAAGUGGGCGAAUCGCGACGUUUAGAGUGCGUCGUUAGUGCGGCCAAGCCGCAAGCCUCGAUCAUUUGGUAUCGCGGAAACGCGCAGAUCAAGGGUGGCGACACCACUAUCUCCCCAAUCUCCAUCCAGGACGAGACGGCCAAGCCCGGGGAAACGAGGGAAUUGCUCAAGUACGACACCCGCGGUUCCAUUACCAUCACGCCUACGGCGGACGAUAAUGGGAUGGAUUACACCUGCGAGGCCAACCACCCGGCGAUACCCCGUGACAGGCCUAUGCGGGCCACCAUUACGCUUUCCGUUUUCUAUCCACCCGGCCCGCCGUACAUAGAGGGCUACACGGACGGCGAGACCGUGCAGCGCGGUCAGAACGUCGAGCUCGCCUGUCGAUCACGUGGUGGAAAUCCACAGGCAGAGAUUGUCUGGUACAGGAACGACGAGAAGGUCACGGCGGCCCAUCGGCGGGGGCCCGGCGUCAGCGAGAACGUGUACUCGUUCAUAGCACGCGCGGAGGACGACAAGGCCCGGUACAGAUGCGAGGUCUCCAACAUCAUGAGCGUCCAGCCCAUGAAGGUGCACGUCGAUCUCACCGUCCUGUUUGCGCCGGCCGGAGUAACCAUCACCGGGCCGACCGAGGCGAAGGCGGACGACCAGGUGCUCAUUACUUGCGCGACGGAGAACUCGAAUCCGCCCGCGGACAUAAAAUGGACGGUGGACGGGCAUAAUUUCGAGAGCAACGCCUCGAAGACGGAGGUGGCGCCGAACGGGGGCUGGAUCACCAGCUCGAACGUGACGUUCAGCAUUAAUCGCAAGAGCCGCAGCAUCGUCGUCAUCUGCCACGCUUCCAACGCCAAGCUCACGGAGAACGUGGUCGGCACGCACACGAUAAACGUGAUAUAUCCACCUUCUAAACUAACCGUCACCGGAUACGAAGAGGGCACGACGAUAGUCGCCGGAACGGUGCUGAAGCUUAUGUGCAUCGCUACGGCGGGUAAUCCAUUGGCCACGUUAACAUGGUACAAGAACGACCGCAAGGUACUCGGCACAGUGAGACAGCGAAAUCACGCCGUCUCGAGCGAGCUGGCGAUACUCGUCAACGCGUCCGACAACAAUGCCCACGUGCGAUGCGAGGCGACGAAUUCCGCCACGGAGAUCCCCCUGCUCAAAGUUCUCGUGCUCAAAGUCUACUUUCCACCCGAGAGGGUGAAGAUUAACCGCGAGCCCCAGGAUUUUCACGCCGGCCAGGAGGGACGUCUAAUCUGCGAAUCGAGCAGCAGCAAUCCCGCCGCCGAGAUGUCGUGGUGGAAGAACGGGAUACCGGUGACCGGCACCAGGAACAGCACCAAGCCCGGAUUACACGGCGGCUACCUCUCGUCCGUCGAGCUCGCGCUGGACUUAACCGAGGACAUGAACGGCGAGGUGUACACCUGCGAGGCCAAGAACGCUGAAUUGGGGAGAUCCAGCCAUGACGCCACGACGCUCGACGUGCUAUACAAGCCGAUAUUUUCGCCGUUGGACCCUUACGAAUUAAUCGGGCUGGAAGGAGAGCCCUUUGUAAUUUCCGUAUCGGCGAGGGGCAAUCCCAACACAACGGAAUACACGUGGACAAGGGACGGUCUGCCGUUGGGUACUAUUGGUAAGAGAAUAACCGCGCAUGGUUCUACGCUGAAUAUCACGAGAUUGGAUCGUCAUGACGCCGGCACGUACAUAUGCGAAGCGCUGAACAAGGAGGGAACCACCUUCUACCAGCUAAACCUGACCGUGCAGUAUCCGGCUAAAAUCAAGCGUACUUCUUCAUCGGGACUAGUUUAUCCGCCGGGUAUCGAGGCAAAACUAUUCUGCGAGGUCGACGGCAGCCCGAUCGGUGAUGAGUACGUCACGUGGCAGAAAAUAGGAUCGAAUCCUGAACUGCCGGGACGUUACUCGACGUCUUUCGUUAAUCGGACGUCGUAUCUUCACAUAGAGCACCCCAGCCAGGAAGACGUCGGCGAGUAUCGAUGCAAGGUCAACAACGGCAUCGGCAACGUGACAUCGGAUGCUAUUCUAUUUAUUACGAAUUUUAAACCGGAAAUGACGAACACCCCGCUGACGCGAAAGGCAGCGGCGAACAGAGGAAUAAGCGUCCAAUUGUUCUGCAAAGCGCGAGGAUCUCCAUUGCCGCGUUUCACUUGGAUCUUCAAUGGGAAAACUUUAUUGUCGAAUGCAACCGAGGAUAAAUACAGUAUCGUUCACAGUGAUUUGUCCGAGCUCUAUUCGGAAACGACGUUGACUAUCCAUCACGUGAGAUCGCAGGACUACGGAAAGUACGAAUGUCGCGCCCAGAACAAAAUGGGACAGGCCGUGGAUAACAUACAUUUGGACGUGACGUCGCCGCCGGAUAAGCCGAGCGAUUUGGAGGUCUACAAUUAUACACACGACUCGGUCACGUUGAUCUGGAAGCGCGGCUUCGACGGCGGCCUACCGACGUCCCAUCAGAUACGAUGGCGGCAGGCACAGGAUUACGAGGACCGUUAUCACUACCUAGACAUCGCGCCCGGCGAAUACAAGGCCACCAUAUCCGGCCUGUCGCUCGGGACUUAUUACGUGUUUAGCGUAAAGGCCAUCAACGAGAAGGGAGACAGCGGUUUCUUACCGGAUCUCGUCAAAGUCCAGACGCUUCGCGAGGCGCCACCAACCGAGUUGACAUCAAGCGAGAAUAGUUCCUCCUACAUCAUCGUCAUUAUCAUCACUGUUUCCGCCUCUGCUUGCCUACUCAUUGCCGCGACCAUAGUCUUUGCUACAAUAAAGUCGAAAAAGAAGGUCCAGCGUGCUGGUAAAUAUGAUAUCUAUCAUGUGUUCUUUCUCUCCUUUAUUUCCCUAGGCCCGAAUAAAGAGGAAAACCUGCCAGACGUCCUCUUGGAAAAGGGUGAUUUUCCGAUGAAUUAUAUCUAUACAUUAGCGGCGACUUCCGUCAUCAUUUUUAUCGUUAAUGUCCUCAUCAUGUUGUGGUACAUAAUACGAAAACGAAAUAAAGCUCGCAUUAAUAAGUCGCAGACCGCGGAUAUGUACGCACCGUCCACCGUCAACGGCGACACCAUGACUGGCGAAUUAAGUUCGAUGUCGGACGAGAAGAGCGACGUCAAUUUCGACGCUAAUGAUUACGUGGACGAAGGGCGCAAAACCGCAGCUAGCACGUAUUUAAUAGAUCAAACUAUACAGGAUUUCGGGAAAGGCGGUUUAGAGAUGCAGGUUCAUCAGGGCACCCUUGGUCGUCGCAGCAAUCACAUGCAAACGUCCAUGAACAUGGACUCGCCGCCGCAGCGGACAACCGCCAGCGGGACUCUCUCGGGUACAUUGUCGAAAUCGAGUUACAUCGGCAACCCGAGCCCGGCGCCGCCCAACGACGUGAGCUUCUACAGCGUGGAGAUGGACAACGGCGGUCGGAGUUACAUGAGCUACGACGGCAAUCCGAGUCCGGCGCCGCCCGCGAUCGAUCCGACCAGCGGGCCCUACUAUCCCUCGUCGAUGGGCUCGACGGGCCACAUAAUGAGCGGGCACAUGACGGGCGUCAACACCGGCACCCUGACGCGCACCAGGACGCUACCGCGUCCGGUGCCGCCGCCUGACGUCACCGUGAUGACCGCGGGCACUAAGUCGCCGAUACCACCAUCGGUGCCGCCGCCACCCGCCACAUUUGCCCGUGGCCCCGGUGUCAAUAACGGCGGUGGGCCCCAUCCACACCCGCACUCGCAUCCGACACCGCCACCGCCGUCCUCCUGUCAGAGCCAUCCGUUGUCGACGUUCGCGGCGACGCCAACCUACUCCGACAUCGACGGUCAUCUUGUCUGAGGCUCGCCGAUCUUCGGGCCCAGCUCGACGCGCGGCAAAUAUCGCGCCGUCGCUCAGAACGACCCAUCGGAAGACCGUCGACCGCCUACGGAGAGGAGCACGCGUCUCUGAGUAACGCGAAGCGUCGUGAUGAUGGAUCCUCCUCCGAAUUGUCCGCGUUGUUCACCUCGUCACCGAUCAUCUCCUUGAACGACUGGGCAAAGAGGAACGCGGCGACGGGGUUGCAGACCCUUGCACUCAUCAUCACGCGCCUGAACGAUCUCCGAGAACUCUCUGUUUCGUGCGCGAGAACGAAAGUACGACGAAGUGUGUAAAUAGAUAAAGACACAGGCAAAAAGAGAGAAGAAGAACGUUGACACGAGAAUGGUGCACCAGGUUCACGCUGUAAACAGCCUUUCCCUUCCACGCGGUUACUUCCUAAAUGAGAGGAGACACGCGCGGGGCUCUCCUACGCGAUUGAAUUCUAAUCUUAGGGAUAUAUAUGUAUGCAUAAUCGAACGCUCGACGAAGAGCGUUCUCGGAGAGAAGGAAAGGGAACGACCGCGCGCCGGUAAGUACUGCGCGCGAGCGUUCUCCAAAAAAGCUCGAGGACGGUUCUACCGUUGCUCCUCCGCUACUCUGCCUUCCUCUCCCCUCAUCUUUAUCCGUUUUCCCUGCUCUAACUCUUCGUCUUUGUCCGCUCGCCUUAGCGUUAUUUAGCGUUCUAUUCGCUAAACAGCGACGUAAUCACGACGCAUCGAACGAUCGAGCUCCAAAAUCGACGCACCGAUCGUCGAGGAAAGUAUAUUUUUUCUGUAAAUAACAUGCAUGAUCCACGAGAUAGACGAUAGAGAGAACAAUUCUGCGAUAAUUUCGUUCCUCGGUUGUUUCGUGCACGUCGGCAACACUUACGCCCUUCGUCAUAGCGAUUACGUUUAGAUAUCACUAUGCUGGUAUCAACGACUGCCGGGAAAAUCCGCGAAAAAUCUUCGAAAUAUCAAUAUGUGGGGAAUGAUUCUCCUCGCUCUGACUGUGACUGACGCCGAAAUGCAAAUUCCAAAUUUCAAAUGCACAAUCAUAAACUUCACGAUCAACAGUGACAUUGUCACUAUAAAUAUCAUGAAACAUUUCCGUUUUGGAACUUGAAUAGCCAAUAUCAUGCGGUUUAAAGUUGGAAAAAAAGAUAAUAUAUGUUCAGAUCACGCAAUUUUACUUCUUUUUAUAAUAGAAAAAAGUAAAUGUUUAUCAAGUUAUUAACAGAUUUAUAAUAUAUUGAUAGACAUAUUAAAAUAGAUUUUGUAGAAAAUAAAUUUUGUAAGUGUCUAUUACAAAUUUAGAAUCCCAAUAGAGAAUUUGCUAACGGAACAUAAUGGCAGAUCGAUUGCAGAAAUUAAGCAGUCAUUUUGUUUCAUUUAAAUUAUGUAUUUUAUGUAAAUAUUAUGAAAUAACAGAUUCUGUUCGAUUUCUACCGAAAAUUUGCUGUUAGAUUGGCAGGCGCUGCCGGCAAAACACAAGUUUAAUAUGAAUACAAAUAAUAUUGGAUCUAUUACAAUUUCUGAGCAAAUUUACAAUCUAUUAUCAUACUGCCGGCAAUUUACUUACUGAGGGAUAUUAUGAAAUAAUAUCUGUAAUUAUAUAUUAUAAUAUAUACCUAUUUAAACCUAUUUUAUUAAAUAAUAUUUUAAUAAAUUAGACAUUUUAAAUUUUAAUUAUUUAAAUUAAAAUACUUUAUAUAAUUUUAUAUAUUUUUUUAAAUUGCAUUGUACAUAAAACCAAUUUUCUUUGAAAAUUAAUUUCCAAAAGCAAGCUAGUUCUUGCAAACUUUUUUUAAUGUACAAAUCGAUUUACCUGUCUUCCAAUUUUACGUUGGUUAUCCUAGUUCCAAAAUACCGAUGUCAUCGAUACCAGGUUUUUACGAUCACGACUGUCGCGCAAAAUCAGUAAUAUUGAUUCAUAAAAUAUCGAUAGCAAUUAAUUAUCGCACAAUACUGCCCCUUUAAAGCUCGUAAGAGUGGGCAUAUCCGUAUCAUGACCGUCCAUUCUUUACUUUCGCGUCGAUGAGUCGAUUCAUCCCGACGAUUCGAGACUGAGGGAGGCGAGACAAUCGUUAUUACAAAAGAGAUGUGCGUGGAAAAUCGUAGAGCAAAUUCGCUAGCAGCGACAUUAAAUUUUCUUUCUCGUUCCUCCAUAUCCUUCAUUCAUGUCAUUUACGAUUCUCUAUUUGAGUUAAUAACGUCUCCUUCUACACGAUAUCUACGGAUGCUAACUUGGAGUUUAAUGCUAAAUGUGUGGCGGUUUGAUCUUAAAUCUCGACAUUCUUGCUCGGCGAAACAUUUAAAGUUACAGAAUACAGCCAUCUUUAGCACUAAAUGACAAGAGUACUCGGCGAGUCAUUAUUUCGUACUUUACAUGAAAAUUCAGGAUCUUGUGAUUCUUGCGAGAAUGAAGAGUCUGAAGUCAAUGCUAUUUUUAGAAAGGAUGAAGAAAUAGAAUUAAAUUCUUCGCAACGAUGAAACGAGUGGCAAAAAUAAGAAACAAGUUUUUACCACAAAAUUUUAACCCUUUGAUAUGAUAGUUUAAAAUUUUUAUUGAAUACUUAUAACUAAUAUCUAAAGUUAUUUUUAAAAAUUACUUUUUUAACGUGUUAAACGCAAAUUCACCAGAAUCUCUAAAUUCAAGAAAAUUAUUCGUAUUCUGUCACUGACGAUUUGUACAUAAAAUUUUACAACAUAAAUAUUAACAAAUUUUUAUUGUAAAUCCAGUUUUACAUUAUUUUUUAUAUGAUAUGUUAAGCUUUAUUUGAGUCAAUGAAUAAAUUGCAUUUCUGUAAGCAUAAAAAACUUCUAGAUUUUAUUUUUUUUUAUUUUUGGCGACUCAAAUUAUCUCUCAAAUUACCAUUUGUCUUCCAUUUUUUAAUUGACUUCGGAUUACACUGCGCAUCACAAGAAAAAGAUUACGUGACAACUUGAGCUGUAUGUUAGAAAGUACGCGGAAGGACUUUACUGGUUCGCUGUUUCUACGAAAUACGAACGACCGAUUGAAGCACGUUGUUAGCAUAAUUGCGCAAUUUGCAUAUCAUAAGUCACAUUGGCACUUUAAUUACUUGCGUUACAUAUUAAAGUUACUUAUGUUGCUUAAGUUACUUAUAUAGCUAUUUACGCAACUGCGCUGCGAUUGUCGUCCCUUGAAUAAUUUUAACGAAAAAAACAAAUUCGAGCACUGUCGUGCGUAGAGAACGAAGUUUUCACUGCCGAUCCUGAAGUCAAUACUGUAGGUAAUCCGUACCAAUCGUUUAAUAUACUUUUUUACCUUCUACAUAAGUACACACGUAUACAAUGUACAUAAACACUCGCCGCAUUGCGAUUUCACGAUUGUCAAUCGCAAGCGAUCGAGUGUUUGUUUAAAAAAAAAAAAAAGGAACCUAUGUAUGCGUUUGCGUUUUAUUGAUAAUUCCGAGUUUCUCGGUUUUGUUUACCACGAAUACACGUGCUGAUCGACCUGCCGAAUGCAUCUACGAUGCCUCUUCACGCGUUUGUGAAAUGAAAACCGGAUAACGACGAUGCAGACUCACUCGGCCGAGUCGAGUUGAGCCGAGAUCACAAUUCGACCAUCACGGACCCCACUAAUCGUGCGAGGAUUUUCAUCACGGACGUCUUUGCGUAAGAUGAAGACACGCGAGACGUAACGUGAUCAACGAGAGAUCUUUUUCAAGAGAAAAGAAAACAAAAGAACGGGAGAGCGCGUACUAGUGAAUGUCUCGGCGUAGUGAUAUCUUGAACAAAGAGACAAUAGUACAUAAGUUUAAUUGCUACGUACGGUUUUUUAGUUAAGGAUAAAUAUAUACUCUGCCGACGGCGCGGCGAUGUUUCGAGAGGACCGCGCGAAGAACGAGCGCGGUUGUUACACGCGACUCGCGCGCGGACAUUCGCGUUUAGCUCGAUUAAAUGUUCAUACAUAUACAUAUAUUUUUGCAUUUAUUUCCAAUUACUAAUUAUGAUUAAAUCUGUAAAUAGUGCGAUAACGUUUCUCAAUGUUUCACGCGGUCGGAAGAGUGGAAAAAAAUCACAAAAAAAAAAAUAACCGAGAAAAAAGUAAUUCAAAUGGAUCAUAUGAGGGUCUCACUAUUACCUAGGCUAUAAACGAAGUAUUGCUAGAGGGUAAUAACGCUGUAUAUCCGGAAAAAGAGAAAUUAAUCCUGUUGAUUAUGAACGAGUCUUUCCGUUCUUCGUCGAAAGCCUAAGUAGUCAGCGUAUAUAUAUUUUUGAAAAUGACAUGACGAUAACGACGACGAUAACGACGACGACAACAACGAUGUUGACGAUGACGAUAACGAUGACGACGAUAAAACUCGAUACGUUUGGCCUAUUAUAAGGAGAAUAUAUUGCGACAUAAGGGAGCCAUGUAAUGCACGCUGUGCCCAUGUUUCGGCGGUAAAGGGCUGUGACAAAGAAGCGCGGGAGUCCCAACAACAUCGCGUUCUCUCGAAUCGACGCCUACCGACCGCACGAGAAUGCUCUAUCGGGAGGCAUCAUACACGAUACAGUGUAAUAAUGCAUCACAAUUCCUGCGCUGUAGGAUAAUCGUUGUUAACUUCGCCACUUUUGGGAUUACUUGUUUCGCCGGCGAUAAAGCGGUACCUAAAUUAAUAAUGUUGUACAAUAAUAUUAUUCUACAGACAAUUCAAAACAAACUCAAUAUAGCCUCCAGCCACGAUCAAUAUUGUGCAAUGUUCUAAUACUGCACAAUUGUUACAUGUUUUUGAUGAAAAUUAGACAAGAUCGAAGUCGGUCAUUACACUCACAAUAGAAAAUUAUCCAUAUUAAAAUUGUCUUUGUUAAAAUUUUUAUUAUUUUAUGCGUAAAAUCUCAAACAAUUUAUGCUACGAUUAUUCUUAAAUACGAAAGAAUAUAGAUACUUUUUCGUGCUGAUGCUCGAUGCUUAUUUUCAGAGUCAAGAUAGAUGCGUCACGUGAUCAUUCAAGUUCCAUUAAUCAAUGUUAAUUCUGAUAACGUGAUCUAUUAAAAUAAUGUUAAAAAUGAACAUUAUAAGUUGCCAAUUGGUUUGGAUAAUAGUAUCUACAGCCUAAUAUUAAUUAAUUGAAUUAAUAUUAACUAAAGAUUUUAUAAUAUAUUUCAAGAAUUCUUGAAUGAUACAAUACAUUGCAUAAACCUUUAAUUUAAUCUAUAAACGAUAUCGACGCAAUAAUAUUGAACACCUAAAAAUCUUUAUAUUUAAUUCUAAAAGAAUAUUGUACAAUAAUUUUGAAUCCAAGGACCGCUUUAGAUUUUUCCUUUGAACUGAAAAUCGCGUGAGAGGGAAACCGAUCCGUGGUGACGGGGAGAAAGAUUUUCCGGGAUCCGCGCUUCACCCCAACAAAGUGGAAUUGUUUGUAGAAGACAAUUAUAUACUUUACCUGGCCGACAGCCGCGUGCGUCACAUCGCUCGUUGAGAUUGUUUGAAAGUUUUAUGAAUAACGUUUUUCCGUAGCGUAUGCAUAUAUGUAUAUUGUUGUUUCUCAUUACAGCGAUAUUAUUUGUUAACACGAUAGAUACUACGAAGCUUAAGGCAAAGGGGAGAAAAGAGAGGAUAAAUAAAAAAUGAGAGAAAGAUGGAGAGAGAGAGAGAGAAAGAGAGAGAGAGAGAGACAUGUAUUGUUAAACCGCCGUUGUGUAUGGAGCCGCACAGUUCGGCUUAGACUGAUGAUAAGAAAUUCACGUAUGCUCAAUUAGAGAUGAACAUGUUCGCGCAUAAUUAAGAGUUCUAUUUACAUAUACAUGUUUUAUAUUUGUAAUUAAAAAAAAAACAAAUCAUCUAUACUUAAUAUUACCUGAAGAUUAUUAUUAGAUUUAUGUAAUCUCCAAAGUAUUUGCUCAUCAAAGUGCUAGGCAUGUUAGACGGACCGUUAUUCGUCCAAAAUGGUACCUUGGAGAUGGACAUACCAUCUAACACGUACGACAUUUGAUAUUUUACAUAAUAAUAAAAAACAGCUCGUAAUUUCGUUGAUUAACUCUAAGACAUAGUCAAUCCUAAUUAUACAAUCAUUAAGGAUACGGAGGAAAAGAAUCAAUUAAUCGUUUUACAUGUAUAUAAUACAUAUAAUGUACAUAGCACUUAGAUAGACACAAAAGGGAGAAAGGAAAUAAUGAAGAAUAUUUAAAAUUACGAAUUAUAUCAAACUACGAAGUAUGGGAAAAGAAACGAAAAUCGAGAGCUUUUGUAUACUAGGUGUAUAUUGGUAAUAUAUUCACUUUGUAUCGUUCUUUUUACCGCGACGAAAUAAUUGUCGAUAAAUAGAGAUUAGCGGCAGCGUCAUUGUUUCUAAAAAAACAAAGAAGUGCGACAAAAAGAAUGUUCGACUACACGCGGAUCAAGAAGUCGACGACGGUUAGACGAGAGGUAGAGAGAAAAAGAGAGGGACAAGUGAAGAGAACCAGCAUCUAUCAGGACGAUAAACAAGUGCGAGCGACGCCGCGAAAAUUAUAUCCGUUCCAAAAUUGAUAUCGCCUUCGCAUCACAUGCCACGUUUUUCAUAUAUAUACACUUUUACGAGGAUAUUUCUUAUUGCUCGGGCUAUACUUCUACUUUUUCAACACGGACACCUACACACCCGCGCGCGUAGGGAGAUGAUUUUUACCCCUUUUGUGCCGAGAGCAUCACGCCAAUAACACACGAAAGUACGUUGUACUUCUCCUCCCCAUGCGUUUUCGAGUUUGUAUAUAACUUAUUAUCGCGCCGCGACUGGUCUAAAUGUUGCUUCCGUUUUAUGUGCCAACCGAUCGACGUUGUUCUUCGACGUGUGUAACAUAUGUUACGGAAUAUUAAUGCGAGACGAAGGGGGAAGAAAAAAAAAGAAAGACAAGGAACCAGCACCGGUCGGCGGCCGUCUCGAAGGGGAUUUUUCAACGCGCGGCCGGCGCUGUUUCUUCGAGUACAACAGAGGGAAGAAAUAAAUAAAAAAAGUAACGACGAUUUAAAAAAAAGGAGAAAAAAAUAGAACAAAGCGAAAAGGAAAAGCUCUCUGAUCGACGUAAACGGUGUAACAUAAUUGAAUGCCCAUGAUUAACUGAUGUACAUAUACAUAGUAUUUUUACAUUCUAAUUCUAAAUUACAUUUCCAAUUCUAAAUGGUAUACACAACAUUACACUCACUGUGAGCUUCGCUCCGUCAUCUGCGUAUCGUGUCGCGACGAUGACGACGACGACGACGGCCGUUGUUCCGCUCCACGUCGUCGUCUACCACCCCUGCGCGUCCGGGGCGGAGGGGGGGGAAGGGCGAGAUGUAUCCCGUACAAAAGUGCAUUUACAGUGAUUAUUGCUCAGCAGCAUCCUCUUCUCCAUUGACGGCUCCUCCGCGCGUCCACGUGCAUUUACAUUCUCGCGCUUACGACAUUCAAUAAACGCAUGCCUUGUGCCUUUUCGCCGCAUCACGUUGAUUAAACCGUAAUACGUAGGGCUGAACGAAGGGUGAAGAAAGAUAUACUUGUUGUGCGCGAUGCAUUUUACUAUUAUUUUUGGGAUACGUUCGCGCGAUUUGUUUAUGCUCAUUGCCAAAAAUUGGCGACGAGAGACGUUGGUUCGUUCAACGCUCUUUCAGGAAUAAUUGGGGAAUGAUUCCUUAAUACGUAUUCAUUUAUUUCAUUUGAUAUUCCAAGCGAUCAAUAUAGCAUCAUUAGCAUAAUUUGCCGAUUGCCGGAUUUGCGUUUAAAUGACUGCCAAUAUUCUAUAUAUUUGAUAUUAGGGAAGGAGAGGUGAUAAAUGCUGAUUUAUAUAAACGUGUAUACGCAGAGGCAGAGCGGAGCUCAACGCGCUAGUCCUUAAUUUAAAACCAAAGUAAAAGCAACAUUGUGUAGCGUUUAAGAAUCUCUAUUACGUAUACACACCUGUGUGUCUAUACAGACAUAAUUAUAAUUAACAAUUCCAAUCAUUGUAAUUAGGUAAAUGAAACUAACCGAUAAGCAGAUAGGUAAAAAUAAGCCACUCAUUAUGUGUAUAUCAUCUUGUUUUUUCCAUUCAUAAUUUUUCACUACACAAUUAACAACAUUUUACCUAGGAGAGCCUUUCGUCAGCUAGGAUUAUUCUGUAUCUGUAUUCUGUAUAUUGUUUUCUAUUGCAACUAUUAAAACUGAUUGUCAACUUAUAAA